AUGGCUCGUCUGAGUGUCAAGGUCCUCACACAACUCCUGUCGGUCGCCGGAUCAGCCGUCGGCAAAGCGACGCCGUCAUCAUCAUCGCUGACACCGAUCACCACCGCCUGCGCGCGCGUCGAGGCACCCGCGUCCUUGACGUGGCUGCUGCAGGAUCAGCCCUUUGAGCAGGAGGACCCGAGUUCGUUUUUUUACGUCAACCAGGAUAUUGACGCCACAGGUAACAAGGCCAACCGCGUCGCGCAGCUCGUGACGUUUAGCUCGACGUCGUCGAUCGCAGACGAAGAUGCGGCACCGACGACGAUGACCCCGUGCCAGCUGCUCUUCGCGAUGCCCGAGGACUCGGAGAGCUGGGAGCUGAUCCAGCGCGAGGGCGCCGCGGAGCUUCGCGUGUUCCGCGUCCCGGAGGCCGCCACCCUUGCCGACGUCGACAACGACGCCGUGCGCCAGAAGAGGAACCUCGUCGGCGCGGUCAAGGUCAAGCCCGGCACGCAGAGCAUCGACCUCGGCCGGUGCGACGGCGGCGGCGGCAGCUUCGUGUUCGAGCUGGCGGACGCAGGACGCAGCCGCGUCGCGUUCCGGCAGGCGUCGAAGCCCGGGGAGGGGUUUGGCGUGUUCAUGGGCAGCGGGUGUGCCGCGCCGAAGAGGGAGGUUCCCGAGGAUUUGUGA
Colletotrichum siamense is the source of this 669-nucleotide messenger RNA. RefSeq lists its product as uncharacterized. The transcript has 2 exons. Bases 1 to 669 code for a protein of 222 amino acids. The record is from RefSeq and is a predicted model, not a curated record. NCBI's taxonomy places the organism in Eukaryota, Fungi, Ascomycota, Sordariomycetes, Glomerellales, Glomerellaceae.